Messenger RNA from Oppia nitens, 1360 nucleotides. RefSeq names its product serine protease HTRA3-like. The coding region runs from base 184 to 1290 and encodes 368 amino acids. Lineage: Eukaryota; Metazoa; Arthropoda; Arachnida; Sarcoptiformes; Oppiidae. The record is from RefSeq and is a predicted model, not a curated record. The transcript is spliced from 3 exons.
AUGAACUUUUAUUGCAGAGAUUCGAUAAUUCUGUCGAAACAUCUGUAAAGACAUUUUGAAGACAUUUUGUCAACAAUUCUUCAUAUUUACUCAAAUUAACAGUUGUUUCAAAUCAAACAAUUAGUUUAAUAAGUUAUUUAAGUAUUUGUUUGACCAAUAAUUUAGAAGACAUAACAGACAGUCAUGUUUAGGGCUAUCCAUUUGGUCACCACUUCUAGUCUUAGGACUGCAAUAAUUCCCACUUUGAUUGGUAUGGGUUUGUAUCACAAGAGAAAACAAAUCAAUGAUUGGUUGACUGGCGUUGAUAUGACCACUAAUUGGACUCUAAGAAACGUUUAUCUGGCGAACGGUAGAGGAGGUGGUGGUAGUGGUGAUGGCGGCGGUCCCAGUGGUGUCAAGAGUGGUGUCGGCGGUCCCAGUGGUGGCGGCGGCGGCGGUGGUCGCACUUUAACUGUCAAAGAAAUUGUCAACUUAUCGUUUCCACACGUAGUUUCUGUCCGACAGGAGAUCGAGAACACUGAUCCCGAUAAAGACAAUACUUUAUUUACGACGGCUUCGGGCUUUAGAGUCAUAGUGAAAGGCAAAGACAACAACGACAAAGGAUUCAUAAUAACGACGGCUCGUGCGGUCGGCAAUUCAAAUGUGGUUAUUCUUAAAAUGUCCGAAACAAAUGAAGUGGGAGGUAAUGAAAAUGUUGUCGACGGAACAGUUGUCUAUAUUAACGCAGAGCAUGACAUUGCUAUCGUAAGACCGAAUAACAAUAUAACGAGUGGAUUACAAUUGGCUAUCAAUUUACCACUGAAGGCAAGUAAUCCAGUGGUGAUUGCCGGACACUCUUGGGAUUACAAAACGGUCAAUAAAGGUGUCAUUAGUUGGCCCAAUCGUAUGGGUCAUGAAAUCUGCAAAAUUGGCAAAAAAUAUGAAUUGCUUAACAAUAAUAUUGCUUAUAUUCAACACACGGCCUCCUUUGCUGUCGAUGACUACGGCGGACCCCUCAUGAAUAUGGAGGGAAAGGUUAUCGGAAUGUAUUUCUAUUUGCAACUCAUCGACAACAUUGUCAUGUAUUACGCUAUUCCCUCAUAUUAUAUCAAUGAAGCGAUUAAUAAAGCGUUGGAAUAUAGCGAUACAACACCUCAGAAAAAACGAAAGAAAAGAAUUAAUCCAAAAGUAAAGACUGGAAGUGAUAGUGGAAGUGGUAGUGAAGGUAAAGGAGAUGUUAAGGGUAAAGAUGGACAUAAAAGAAUCAAAACUGAUGAUCCAUAUGAAGAUCCUUCAACACCAACCAAAUGAAUCUAUCGUUAAAAAGACACCACUUUUUCUAUAUAUUUUUAAAUACUAUUUUAGUUUAAUUUAUAAAUUA